Messenger RNA from Lingula anatina, 606 nucleotides. Its product is annotated as fibrinogen-like protein 1. The record is from RefSeq and is a predicted model, not a curated record. Lineage: Eukaryota; Metazoa; Brachiopoda; Lingulata; Lingulida; Lingulidae.
UUGGAUGGGAAACGAUGCUCUCUACGCGUUGACCAAUCAAGGGGAUUACUCCAUGCAGAUUGACAUGAAGUCCUGCAAUGGCAACUAUUACUACGUGAAGUGGAGAUUGUUCCGUAUUGACAACGAGGCUGCAAAUUACGCCAUAACUGAUAUUAUUGUUGACUCUUACAAUACUUCGACGAAUUACUGGUUGGAGGAGGUUUUAGGAUGGAGAUUUGGAACUAUUGAUAAUCCAGUUUGGAGGUAUUCAGAUAGCUGCCCCGAAAUUCACGGUGGCGGGUGGUGGUUUAAAGAUUGCACUCGCUGGCACCUCACCGGAUAUAUGUCUUGCAAUAUAGGUCAUCCUGGAAUGAAGUUCGUUGCUAUAACUGGAGUGAGCUGCGACGUUGGCUGUAGGCUAGAGGCCGGUACCAUGAAGAUCAGGCGAAACAUUUAAAUUACCAACAUAUAAACUAUAUGGCAAUUUGUAUGGUCUCCACAUUUAUAGACAUGUGACUAGAGUUUUGCACCAUCUUGAUUGAGGGUGAACAAUAGCCGGAUUUUUUAGGUUUUUCAAUUGGUAUUUUAUUGAAAUGUGGUUCUCAGUGUCUUUACUACAGGUUUAAU